AUGGGCUCUGGCUGCAGUUCUUUCGGUGAUGACAACGCGCCGUACGAUCCAAAGGUGAUUUCUAUUAAGCACUUUGAGAUCCAUCGGAUUGUCGGCCAGGGUGGCUUUGGUAAAGUCAAUGCAGUCAUUCGCAAGAAAGCGACCCCAGUCAAGUGGCUCGCGAUGAAGACUCUGUCCAAGGCAGCAGUGAUCAAUAGAAAUUGCGUCAGUAUGAUCUGGAACGAGCGCAAUCUGCUCACUCAAAUCCAAAGCCCAUUGAUCGUGCGAAUGCAUCACACGUUUCAGGACCCGUACAACUGCUACGUCAUCAUGGAUCUACUACUUGGUGGAGAUCUUAAGUACCAUCUCAGAUCACGCAAAGAUGGUUUCCAAGAAACAGAAGCAAAGUUCUAUACAGCUGGAAUACUAUUGUCGCUGGAGUAUCUCCAUUCUCUUAAAAUUCUGCAUCGCGAUGUCAAGCCAGAAAAUGUUAUUCUCGAUGAUAAAGGCUACCCUCGCCUCACCGAUCUGGGCAUCUCAGUACAGACAGCCAACUUACGAUUCCAAAGUCGGAGCGGGACAGUGGCAUACAUGGCUCCAGAGAUCUUCCGAGGUUCUACCGAGCAUGGAACACCUUCAGAUUUCUUCAGUUUGGGAGUGUUAACAUAUGAAUUGCUCUUCGGAAGACGCCCUUGGAGUGGUGGGGUUCGCUCACAUCUCGAGAAAUGUCCAGACGUGAUGAAGGAUUUCCCUGAGAGUGUAUAUGACAAAUAUUAUCCGAUCGAACUCCUGGAUAGCACGACUGGUAUCAACGCUAAGGUGUCACAAACUUGUCGAUCGUUUCUGCGAGGGUUACUACAUCCGAAAGAGUCCGAGCGUUUGGGUGCUGGGUUUGAUGGUAUACUAGAGAUUAAAACGCAUGAAUGGUUACGAAACUUUGACUGGGACGGAUAUCUCGCACAUAUUCUCACUCCACCCUUUGUCCCUGUCGUCGAUGAGAAGAAAGCCAAUUGUGAUACAGCAGCUCAAGACUUCGAUGACGUACUGAGUUUAAACUCUCGUGGCGAGCGAAUAUCGGCCGAAGACCAGGACAAGUUCAAGGGCUUCGAGUUCAACCUCGAUGCCAAUAACCCCGUAGCAAUAUAA
This is a messenger RNA of Phytophthora nicotianae INRA-310, 1125 nucleotides long. RefSeq names its product CILIATE-E2/CILIATE-E2-UNCLASSIFIED protein kinase. Gene Ontology annotation, molecular function: ATP binding; protein serine/threonine kinase activity. Gene Ontology annotation, biological process: protein phosphorylation. The transcript has a single exon. Bases 1 to 1125 code for a protein of 374 amino acids. Lineage: Eukaryota; Oomycota; Peronosporomycetes; Peronosporales; Peronosporaceae. The record is from RefSeq and is a predicted model, not a curated record.